AUGCAGUAAUAAUUUUUUUAUUAAUUUUGUAGGUGUAAUUAAUUUAUAAAUACCAUUAUUCCAGAAUUUUCUUGUUCCUCUAAUUCUAAAUUUUCAGUUCUAAAUUAUUUAAGAAAUAAUAUUAUAAGAGGGAAUAUCAAUAAAACAAUUAAAGACAGAACAAAAGUAUUUAAAAAUUACUUAUUUUAAUAGUAUAUAAUACUUGAUAUAAUCAUUAACAAAGAUUAAUUUAAAUAAUUAUCGAACAAAAUUUAAAGACAAUAACUAAAACAUAAAGAAAAUGAAUUUAUUAAUUGGUGAAGAAUAAGGGAGUAAAAAUUGUUAAAUAUAAGAGAACUAAUAAAAGGAAGAAAGUGAUAUAAUUUAGAUUAGGUUUUGGGAACAAAGUAAAACUUAUUAUUAUUAUUUUAGUUGCUCGAGGAUAUUAACAAGAAAUAUAAGUAAAAAUAGCAUCUAACAAAUUAGUAAUUGCAACAAUAAUUAUGGGAGAAUAAUUUGAACAAAGUUUAUCAUAAAAGCAAUGGAGUUCCUAAAAAUUUUAUGGAAAAGAUUAAACGAAUGAAAAUGGGUAAAUCAAAUAAGAAAUGUAGCAUAUGUUGCAAUGAGUUCCAUAAAGGUAUAGAGUAAUUAUUAUAAAAAAGAUGAAUCAAUUAUGUAGCUUCCGUGUAAACAUAUAUUUCAUGAAAAUUGUUGUAAAUCUUGGCUGGUCAAUAGUAGAAAGUGUCCAAAUUGUAGAUCCGAUAUAGUAGAAUUGAUAAAGAAUGAAGCUAAAUGAGAAACCAUCAC
Molecule: messenger RNA, 786 nt
Organism: Paramecium pentaurelia
Lineage: Eukaryota; Ciliophora; Oligohymenophorea; Peniculida; Parameciidae
Source: the annotation of a GenBank genome assembly